This is a messenger RNA of Ciona intestinalis (vase tunicate), 2854 nucleotides long. Lineage: Eukaryota; Metazoa; Chordata; Ascidiacea; Phlebobranchia; Cionidae. The record is from RefSeq and is a predicted model, not a curated record.
AUUUGCCAGACUACUUGAGGCAUUUUAAAAGUUAAUUCUUAUUAACUGCUCGUGACAAUGUUGCGUCCAAACGUGCUUACAGGCCAACUGCCAACUGGAUCUAAUGUACCGUGUAGUUUACACGAAUGCACCAAAGAGGAUUUACUUGCGUAUUUUGAAAACGCGUACGACUUGGACGAGUGGCUUUUUACAUCUCUCAAAGACGAAGAGUGUUUUUACAAGUGUCCCGAUCGUCUACGCUUACCACUGGUCUUUUAUUUCUGCCACACGGCCGUGCUUUACAUCCAUAAGCUAACAAUGGCUGGUUUGAUAAAGGACAGAGUUGAUGAAAACUUUGAAGCAAUGUUUGAAACAGGUGUGGAUGAAAUGUCAUGGGAUGACACGGAAAACUACCGGAUGGGUGGAGCUUAUAAAUGGCCACCAAUUGAGAAAAUUACAGAGUACAGGAAGAAGGUGAGAGAAAUUGUGCGAUCAGUCAUUCAAAACUUGGAUCUGACGUUCCCAGUCACUGAGGAUAGCCCAUGUUGGUCAGUCUGGCUUGCCAUUGAGCAUGAGAGGAUCCACCUUGAGACAUCGUCAGUCCUAAUUCGGCAAAUGCCUAUAGAUAUGGUGUCUAGGCCUGUUGGGUGGAAGUAUGGACCUUUAGCUAUGGACAAGCCUGUCCUAAGCAACCCAAUGAUAAUUCAAAAAUCGCGGGACAUAGUUCUUGGCAAGCAUGGUGAUUGCUCAGUUUGGGGGUGGGACAAUGAAUAUGGAAGACUAGAAUUAAGCAUUCCAGCAUUUGAAGCUUCUAAAUACAUGAUCACGAACCGUGAGAUGCUUGGUUUUGUACAGGAUGCUGGUUAUAAUACCAAAAAAUAUUGGUCUGAAGAAGGUUGGAAGUGGAGAUCUUACACACAAGUGAAACAUCCAACGUUUUGGGUUUGCAAUGAGAACUGCAAAUCCAACUGUGGGUCUGCAUUGAAAGAAUAUAGUCAUUGUAACUUUGGUGUUUCAGCUGCUACAACUAACGGAGAUCAUCAUAAUACCGAUGAAAAAUAUGGGCUGCGUUUAAUGUUUGAUGUCGUUGCGCUGCCAGCCGACUGGCCUGUGGAAGUCAAUUUUCAUGAGGCUCAGGCUUUCUGUCGCUGGAAGGGUAAUGGCUACAGACUUAUUACUGAGGCAGAGCAAGUUAUUAUUCGAGAAUUGGAAAAUUUUAACGACUCAGACAUUACCUUGGAUCCAAUUUACAGCAAAAAAUCGGAAAAGAAAUACAAUUUUAACAUGUAUUAUGGAUCCAGCACACCUGUUAACAUGUACCCACCCACCAAGUCUGGCUUCUGUGAUACACUGGGUAAUGUAUGGGAAUGGGUGGAGGAUCAUUUCAAUGGAUUUCCUGGAUAUACACUGAAUAAAUAUUACCAUGAUUAUUCAGCACCUGGCCUGGAUGGAAGUCAUGGUGUCAUAGUGGGUGGUAGUUGGAUUUCAACUGGUAAUGAAGCAUCUAGAUUUUCAAGAUAUGGUUUUCGUCGUCAUUUUAUGCAGCACGCUGGUUUUCGUGUUGCACGAACAUUAGAUGGUAAGAAGACACCUGUCAUGGUUGUGAAGUCACCGGCAAUUAAAACCAACCCUAAUGAACCAGACUUUUCAAAGAGUGUUUCCUCUUGUGGAGUGAAACUUGUCAAGUGGGAUUCAUCUAACGUAUACUAUGCUGAAAAAGAUUCAACCAGACUGGUUGAAAUGGCUGUGGAGAAUUACUGUCCUAUGGAUAAGCAUUUUGCUCAGCAUUCUUCAUUUAAUGAGAAAAUUUGCCUAACUGCCUUAAAGGCUGCAAAAGGAAUUCCAACGAGCCAAGUUUUAUUGGUUGGAUGUGAAGCAGGGAAACUCGCAUUUGAUUUAAGUGCAUAUUUUGAGAAGGUUGUUGCUUGUGACCCUUCUACAUGUGGCAUCUACAUUGCUCAACAGCUGAAGGAAAAUGGGAAAUUUACUCUGGAUUCAGAUGUUUUUUCAAGCUGUGAAAUUGUAAAGAAUUCCAUCGAAACAGUUCUAAAAGUUCCAGAAAAAGCUAUUCCCGAAAAAGUUCAAUUUAAGCAGCUAUCAUGGCUGCCUUAUGAGUUUAGAGGAAUUGAUCUGAUCAUAUGCACCAUAUUGGACAGAGAUCAGAAGGGAGAGGCUUGGUUGCUGAGAAUUAAGGAUCUUCUUAAUGGAAUAGAAGCUGGUACAGCAAUCAUAGCCAGCAGUUGGCCAGCAUUGAACAUGCAGGCCGAGUUCAAUCCAUUCCGCCUCAUAUCGGAGGAAAAAUUUGAGUUCGUUAGUGGAACUCAAUACAUUACAGUGUGGCAAGCAGCAUAAACACUUGAUUUUUAGUGUUGUUGUACAGGGCCAUUUAUCUGCUAAUUAUUUUGGCCGAAUAUUUCAGCUUUUAAUUGAGCACUUCUGAACGCUUUGUUAUAUAAGCAUCGUACCUAUUAAUACAAGUAUAUUCUCGUUUUAGAAUUUUUUAUUGAUUACAAAAUCUGUAUUACAUUAGGCUUUUCGUUUGAUUUAUAGUAGGUUGGGGGAAGAUGGUACACCUUUUCAUUCUAUUUACUCGUCCCAUUUGGUAGCAAACAAAGAAUAUUCACAGAAUUAUAAAACCUAUUCUCACGACUCACAUGGACAGUUGCUAAUUGUUUAAAAAACGAUCAGAAUAUUUGGAUAUUAUGUCCUAAAGGUGUCCCAUUUCCUCCCGACACUACUAUAUCACUAAAACGAUUGCGUUCAUAUUUCUUCAAGAUUUACUCUCCAUAACUAACUGCAGUCAUAGGGUAAUGUAGUUGUUUAGCGAUAAUACACACGCAUUUAAAAAAUCACCAAAAUAAAUAAUACUAACUUG